Myzus persicae (green peach aphid) is the source of this 1911-nucleotide messenger RNA. RefSeq names its product zinc finger MYM-type protein 5-like. The record is from RefSeq and is a predicted model, not a curated record. Lineage: Eukaryota; Metazoa; Arthropoda; Insecta; Hemiptera; Aphididae. The coding region runs from base 536 to 1441 and encodes 301 amino acids. The transcript is spliced from 2 exons.
GCGGUGCGACCGCACCGGGCCCCGCGCUUGGCGGGUUUGUGCGGGGCCCCACAGGCCAGUAAUUAUAAUAUUACGAAUAUCACUUUAUCUAUAAAUAAAUAUAAUAAUAUUGUCCCCGUAGCAGUAAUACGGAUAUCGCAACCUGUGUUGUUUUCUUAGGAAACUGUUCGUUAUCGACGAAUACCAAUUAUACCUACAUAUCUAUAGUUUUACAUUCGUUAUGUACUUGUACAAUUGUUUAUCUUUGACGACGAUCGAUAACAGUACAAAAUAUAGCUGUAACCCAUAAUAACAUAGUAUAAAAUAGUAUAAUAAUAAUAUUUUUCUUUCGUAACUUAUUAUUAACGAGAACUGCGAUACCUCAUAAUCUUGAUAUUGCCUACAAAAGGCUACACGGGUAACGCUCGUCACUACGAGACAUUCAACGAGUUAACGACGAUUGACGAACACGGGUUUAAUUUAUCGGACAUCGCUUCAUUAAAAAACAGGCAUUUAUUUACAAAACGAUACUUUGUAGUUCGUAUAUUUCUGUAUCAUGUCAUCAAGAGAUCGAGAUAAGUUUAGAAGUUAUCCGUCAGGAAAUGCGAAAAGGCAGAAAAAAAACAUAAGGGAUAAAAGUUUAAAUAAAAUGCGUGGCUCUAUCAACAAAUAUGUAAAUUAUAAAUUUGAUACUCCUUCUUCAAGUAUAGAAAUAGACAACGAAGUUGAAAUUAAUAAAUUACAAACCGAAAGUAAUAAUAGCGGUAAUGACUUUAUUAUAAACACAGUAAACGAUUAUGAUACGACAGAUUAUAUUGAGAAUGAUAAAUUUGACACUCCUUCUUCAAGUAUAAAAAUAGAUAACGAAGUUGAAAUUAAUAAAUUACAAACCGAAAGUAAAAGGAGCAGUAAUAACAUUAUUAUAAACACAGUAAAUGACUACGAUAUGACAGAUAUUGGUUGUUGGCCUGAAAUAAUAAAUAAUGAUUUCAGAAAAGAGCUUAUAAAACUGGGGCCAAUACAAGUUAAAAGCUAUAAUUUUCCUCAAUCUGAAAUAAAUGGUGAGCUAAGACGUUUUAAUCCGACAUUAUAUGACAAACGUUUAGACAACGGAGAUGUUAUUAAACGAAACUGGCUGGUAUAUUCAAAAUUUAAAGAUAGAGCUUUUUGUUUUUGUUGUAAACUUUUUGACUCUCAUUCUACAGGUAAUUUAAGCAAGAAUGGUAUAAACGAUUGGCGACAUAUUGGGGAAAGACUAAAGUCUCAUGAAAUCACGAUUCCACAUUAUACUUCCUUACAGUCAUGGAUUGAAUUAAAACAAAGAAUAUCAGAACUCAAUACUAUAGAUAAACUACAUCUGACUAAAUUAAACGCGGAAAAACAACAUUGGUAUGAUGUUAUUACACGAAUACUAGCGGUUAUCCAUUUUUUAGCUAAAAAUAGUAUUGCAUUCAGGGGUUAAAUUAAAUUAUUUAAGAAGCAAUCUAUCACAGCAUAAGUUAUCGGACCUGGCCCUUAUCAGCAUCGAACAUAGUAUUGCCGAUUCUUUGAGCUACAAUGAGACAAUUGAUCAGUUUGCAUCAAAAAAAGCACGGAAAAAAAUAUUUAAAUAAUAUUAUGUUUUGUUAAUUUUUUUUUAUUCUUAGUAAACGUAAUUAUACUCAUUUCAUUAUUAUUAUAAUUUAUGUUCAAUAUAAUAAAAAUAUUUAUAAAUAAAAUAUUGUUUGUACAUUGUUUAUACAAACAAAUUUAGGCUUCUAACAUAAUUAAAAGAGCUUUAAGAUUACAAAAUUAUAUAAGAAGUUAGUCCCUAAAAAAUAAAAUAAAUGUGUAUAUUGUAUAAUAAUUAAUAAAUUAACAUAUACAGUCAUUUGCCGUAUGGGGCCCCGCGAAAUUCUGCACCGGGCCCCAAAAACCAUCGGGCCGGCACUG